Stegastes partitus (bicolor damselfish) is the source of this 5214-nucleotide messenger RNA. RefSeq names its product oxysterol-binding protein 1-like. The transcript has 16 exons. The record is from RefSeq and is a predicted model, not a curated record. NCBI's taxonomy places the organism in Eukaryota, Metazoa, Chordata, Actinopteri, Pomacentridae. Gene Ontology annotation, molecular function: sterol binding. The coding region runs from base 1374 to 3698 and encodes 774 amino acids. Gene Ontology annotation, cellular component: cytosol; perinuclear endoplasmic reticulum; plasma membrane.
CGGGUGUAACCAACGAGCUAACGUUAGGCUAGUUAGGUGUAGCUAGCUUUAGAUAAUUUUCUGCGUACGCAUCUGUGACAUGGAUAUCAUACAAAUAGUUAUUGAAGAAUAGUAAUAAAAGUUGUUGGUAUCACUUUGUUUCACUUCUACACUGCUGUUGUCGACAUCUUCGUUUUCGUUGUUUUCAUCAUUAGCGGUCCCGUGUCGGUCUGUUAGCCAGUUAGCCUCCUCAGGUAGGUGUAGCAGUGUAUGGGUGUCUGACUUAGCAGUGACUUCACCGGCAGUCUGGUUGCCUGAUCUUGCAUUUUGGACACGUCAAGGUAAACAGUUAGCCAUCGCCGAGUUUGAAAGCCUGCAAGUGAACUAACGAUUGUUUAGCCGCGUGUCUUGCUCACACUGCCUUGUAAAUAUGCACAUGCCAGCUGGUGAACUUAUAACAAACGUGCCAGUUUGUUUUCCUUCAUAUUAGCUCAUGUUAGCAGUGAGUUGUUAUCACACAGACCCCGCUUAGCUUAACUGUAGCUAAUGUCGGAUAGCUUCUGGUGUCAAGUUCGACAGUAUGUUAACAGCUUCAUCAAGCUAAUGUUGUCACUGUCUGUUUUUGUUGUUGCUUAUUUUGUUCAGGAACAAUUGUCACAUUUCUCCUAAACAUUAUUAGAAUGACUGUUGUAGCAUGUUUGAAUCGCUGUUAGUUCAUAUUAUUUAGUAUAUGAAGUCAAAUGGACAGAAUUGUUCUAAGAUGUUUUAUUUGCUAGUCAGUCUUUGAGUAGUACCUGCUUCGAAUUCAAACACUAUGUUCGUGAAAUUUGUCAGCAACGAAUCUGCAUUAAUUGCUUACUUACUUGACUUGAUAUACCUAACUCAAAGAUCAACUUUAAUAACCAAUAAUCUUUCAUCAUAGUAUCGUAUGAAAUGUUGCGAUAGUUCAGCAUGAAAGUAGGACUGCAGUUGAGAAUCAUAUCAUCAUAAUCAUAAACAGUUGAAAUACAAUUUAUAUUCUUAAUAAGUUGUUUGUGACAAACUGAAAAAUAGAAAAUUGAGUUCUCAAACUCAAACUGACAUGUUUAGACGUUUUCGCUUAUUCGACCAGCAGUCAAAAAUUCAAGCCUUUCAGGUAAAAAUUAUUGAAAAACAGUAAAUGUUUCCAGUUGUGAAGCUGAAACAAACACAUUUCUGCCGCUCUUAAAAUGAAUGUAACAAUAUAUUGAUAAUCAAAAGGUUUUUCAAUUAAUUUCAUGUUGCUAAAUAAUUGAUUGAGAAAUUGCUUCAGUCUUACAGAAAAAUUUUACUCUUGUCGUGUACAGUUUAAGAUUUUGAAUCUUUAUCUUCCCUUUAAGGUUCCACAAAUCUGUAUCUUGAUUUUGGGGGGUGUGAUGUCAGAACCCAAGACCCCCACUCCCACCCCUGCUGGCGAUACAUACAAAGGAUGGGUGUUCAAAUGGACUAAUUACAUCAAGGGUUAUCAGCGGAGGUGGUUUGUCCUGAGCAAUGGCCUGUUGUCAUAUUACAGGACCCAGGCAGAGAUGGGUCACACAUGUCGGGGCACAAUCAACUUGGCAACAGCAACUAUCACUGUAGAUGAUGCCUGCAACUUUGUCAUCUCCAAUGGUGGGGCACAGACAUAUCACCUGAAGGCCAGCUGUGAGGUGGAACGUCAGCGCUGGAUCACUGCCCUUGAGCUGGCCAAAGCCAAGGCAGCCCGAAUGCAGGCUGAGUCAGAUGACUCAGGUGAUGACUUCUCUCCAUCAUCUCCACCGGCGGCACCUGGACAAGGCGGGGGGUCACAAAAUUCAGAAGUCCAGUCUGCUCUCAGAACACUGGGCAGCAAGGUGGAGGAUCUCAGCACAUGCAACGACUUGAUCUCAAAGCAUGGCUCUGCGCUCCAGAGGUCUUUAUCAGAACUGGACAGUUUACGUCUGACUGGAGAGGCUGGGGAUAAGAUUCGUCAGGUGACAGAAAGGGCCACACUAUUCCGCAUCACCUCUAAUGCCAUGAUUAAUGCGUGCCGAGACUUUCUUGCACUGGCUCAGGCUCACAGUAAGAGAUGGCAGAAGGCCUUGCAGGCAGAACGGGAGCAAAGAGUGAGGCUGGAGGAGACUUUAGAACAACUGGCCAAACAGCACAAUCACUUGGAGCGAGCAUUUAGAGGGGCUGCACAGGUUAAUGCUAGUGCAGACAAUAAAAGUGCAGUUGGGCCAGGAAAAAGUGAAGCCAGCGAUGAGGAUGAUGACAACGAGUUUUUUGAUGCCAUGGAAGAGGCGCCUGAGUUUAUCACUGUACCUGCAGACCCUCAGUUCCACAAACGGUCAAGCAGUAAUAUUAGCGGUUUCAACAGUGAAAUGUGUCCUGAUGAUCAAUCGCUUAAUGAGGAGCCUCUUGCAAUGAACCAAGAGUCCCCGUCUCUGGAGUUGGUGCCCUUGAAGAAGAGGCGGACACGCAUCCCAGAUAAACCCAAUUACUCUCUUAACCUUUGGAGUAUAAUGAAGAACUGCAUCGGCAAAGAGCUGUCCAAGAUCCCAAUGCCUGUAAACUUCAAUGAGCCUAUUUCCAUGCUGCAGCGGUUGUCAGAGGACCUUGAGUACUACGAACUGCUGGAUAAGGCUGCGAAGUGUCAGAGCUCCCUCGAGCAGAUGUGCUACGUGGCUGCCUUCUCCGUGUCCUCCUACUCGACCACUGUCCACCGCACAGGAAAGCCCUUUAACCCCCUGCUGGGAGAGACAUAUGAGCUGGAUCGCCAGAGAGAAUGUGGCUACCGCUCCCUGUGUGAGCAGGUGAGCCACCACCCUCCUGCAGCAGCUCAUCAUGCUAUUUCUGAUCGUGGCUGGACUCUGAGGCAGGAAAUCACAGUUGCAAGCAAGUUCAGAGGCAAAUACCUCUCAAUUAUGCCAUUAGGCACAAUUCAUGCAAGUUUUGAAAAGAGCAACAAUCACUACACAUGGAAGAAAGUUACCACUACGGUGCACAACAUUAUUGUUGGAAAGCUAUGGAUUGAUCAGUCUGGAGAGAUUGAUGUCGUGAACCACACCACAGGAGACCGCUGCCAUUUGAAAUUUGCCCCUUACAGCUACUUCUCUAGGGACAUCGCGAGAAAGGUGACAGGUGUAGUAAUGGACAAAGAUGGCAAGGCCCACUACGUGCUGUCAGGCACAUGGGAUGAGAAGAUGGAGUUCUCCAGGGUGAUGCAGAGCAGCCGAGGAGGAGAGAAUGGCACAGAAGGCAAACAGAAGACAGUCUACCAAACCCUUAAAGCCAGAGAGCUCUGGAGGAGAAACCCUCUACCUGAGGGAACAGAAACCAUGUAUUACUUCACCGCCCUAGCUCUAACCCUGAACGAGCUUGAGGAGGGCGUGGCACCCACUGACAGCCGACGCCGGCCGGACCAGCGUUUAAUGGAGGAUGGUCGCUGGGACGAGGCCAACGCAGAGAAGCAGCGACUGGAGGAGAAGCAACGUAGUGCCCGUCGCGAGAGAGAGAGGGAAGCUGCCAGCCAACGCACCUCCAGCCAGUCAGAAGAAGCUGUCGAUGAUGACUCUCACACUGAUCCCUCCUUGAAAAGUGCACUUCAUGACAACUACCAGGCACUCUGGUUCGAGCGCUGCGAGGACCAGAUCACAGGUGAGCAAGUUCAUAUCUAUAAGGGAGGCUACUGGGAAGAGAAGGAGCGUGGCUGCUGGGAGGGCCUCCCGGACAUAUUUUGACCUUAGCAUUGACUGCAAGGUGCCCUGAAGAAACUGACCAUCAAAGCCGUCUGGUGGGCAGCUACGCAAAGGCCUGCUUAUUCCCCUCUACUUGUACGGCUGCUCCUUUCCAGUGACUCUCUGUUCUAAGAGAUCUCCAGGAUGGUCACUGCUGUCUGAACAAGAGGGAGAACAGGAUAGGAUUUUCCUUCCCUCAUUCCAUAUUGGUCCCUGUCUCCCCGAGUCUUAGCAUCUACCCCUUUUGUUUUUGUCACAUAUCUGAGAGGACUGGAAUAAAAAAUAUCUCUGCUGUUUGGGCUUUGACUUGGAUCAGGGUGUGCAUAAAGCUGGAGACUAAACAAGCAGUGCUUCCAAAUCUAUUGUAGAUUGUUGUCUAUUUGUCAAAUCAGGGGCAAAAGAGGUUUUGUGCUGAUACCACCCUGUUUGAUAAUGUAGGGUUCCUGUCAGCAUCCACAGCAUAGUCUGCUUUGGUAAUCACUUGAAAAAAGGGGGUAAAGUCUGGUUAAUAUAUACAUUUAUAUAUAAUUAUGAUUAAAAUAAUUUUCAUUAUAAUGUCAACUGGUGGCCUUCAAGACGUUAGCAAGGAUUUUUGUGUUCAUCUCUCUGAUUUAGUGUCUUAAUGUAAUGAAAUGAAGUUUCUAGUGUGCUUGAGUGUAUGACUGCUUCGCUGCUCUUCCAACACUAUACACCAGGGACACUGUGCAGUGCAUUGUGCUUAAAAAUUAUUGUCAUAAAUAAUUUGAAUAGUUAACAGAUUGUUUAUUUCUAAUCAUGACUAAAUAGAAAAUAUGAUAGUAAAAAUGAUGGUAUGACUACAAGUCCUAAACUGUUUUUCUCUUCGCCUUAUGAGCAACCUGCUCUCACUUGUACUACACAGAUCACAUGAGUCAAUACCUACUGUGCAUCUGGAGCUGUUUUUGAACAAACAUAAAAAAAACUUUGAGGAGUCAAUUGGGAAAUGACUACAGAUCUGUAAAAAUGUUGUUUCACCACUGAGAAAACCUCACAUUAUUACAAUUUUAUGACCCUUUUUCACUUUGUUAGAAUCAUAUUUCGCCAAUUUGCCAGCAACAUCAAUGAGUUAGAUUGCAGUGAAAUAGUUUAAAAAAAAAAGAGUUCAUACAUAUGCAAGUACAUUAUGACACCAAAAACAUGGUGUGUGUGUGUGUGUGUGUGUGUGUGUGUGUGUGUGUGUGUGUGUGCGCGCGCACACACGUGUGCGUGCAUUUCCUGAUAUUGUUUGUAAGUGUACUUAAAAAUGAAGAAUAAAUACAGAAUUAAAAGCAUUACAAAUAACUAUGUUUUUUAAAUGUAUAGAAAAUCAUAUUGUACUGAUAACUGUAAGGUAGCUUUUUUCUUGUAUUUUUUGGUUCCUCGUAAUAUUGGAGGAGGUCUGUCUUCAUUUUCAGAAAAAAAGGGAGUUUAUUUGCUUCACUCAGAGGGAACACAUGACAUUAAGUAUUUUGUAUUGACACAGAAAAUAAAAUCUGUAAUAAAUGCUAUGAUGUCAGACAAA